Molecule: messenger RNA, 1625 nt
Organism: Carassius gibelio (silver crucian carp)
Lineage: Eukaryota; Metazoa; Chordata; Actinopteri; Cypriniformes; Cyprinidae
Product: neuromedin-U receptor 1-like
Exons: 2
Coding region: 1-1290 (429 amino acids)
Biological process (GO): G protein-coupled receptor signaling pathway
Cellular component (GO): plasma membrane
Molecular function (GO): neuromedin U receptor activity
Source: RefSeq, a predicted model, not a curated record
AUGAUUGCCAAACCCAACUGUUCCUCAACAAAUACCUAUGUAUCAAGAUGUGUUCAAGAUCUGCUGUGCAACACCAGUGGUGUGUUGAACCUUAGUGAGGUAGAGAUGGAUGAGUUUUGCCUCAACCAAGAUGAGUAUCUGGAGAAAUAUCUGGGGCCCAGACGUUCCCCGGUGUUUCUGCCUGUGUGUAUCACCUACCUGCUCAUCUUCUUGGUGGGAGCGGUGGGGAACAUUCUUACGUGCAUCGUUAUUGCUCGCAACAAGGUCAUGAGGACGCCCACCAACUUCUACCUGUUCAGUCUGGCGGUGUCUGACCUGCUGGUGCUUCUUCUGGGAAUGCCUUUGGAGCUCUACGAAAUGUGGAGUAACUAUCCGUUCCUUUUUGGCAAAGGUGGCUGCUACUUCAAGACCUUCCUCUUUGAGACUGUAUGCUUCGCCUCCAUCUUGAAUGUAACAGCACUGAGUGUGGAGCGCUACAUUGCUGUAGUCCAUCCACUAAGGGUCAAAUACGUAGUGACACGCACUCACGCCAAGCGGGUGAUCUUGAGCGUGUGGAGCGUGUCUGUAUUAUGUGCCAUUCCCAACACCAGCCUCCAUGGUAUCUUCACCCUCCCUGUUCCCAAAGGGAAAGGAGUAGGUGCCUUGUCCACGUCUGCCACCUGCAUGCUGGUCAAGCCACGCUGGAUGUACAACCUGAUCAUCCAAAUCACCACUCUGCUGUUUUUCCUCCUGCCCAUGUUGACCAUCAGCGUGCUGUAUUUGCUCAUCGGCAUGCAGCUAAAACGGGAAAAGAUGUUGCAUGUCCUGGAGGCAAAUGCCAGUGUGGGACAAGACAGCUCCUCUAAUGUGCGCAGUCAGCAGCAGAAAACCCGUCGCCAGCAGGUCACUAAAAUGUUGUUUGUGCUAGUGGUCAUGUUUGGCAUCUGUUGGGCUCCGUUCCACACCGAUCGACUCAUGUGGAGUUUCCUGGACCAGAAGAGCAGCGAGCACAUGAAGAUUUUCCAGGUCUAUGAAUACGUCCAUGUCAUCUCAGGGGUCUUCUUCUAUCUGAGCUCAGCCAUUAAUCCGAUUCUCUACAACCUCAUGUCCACCCGCUUCAGGGAGAUGUUUAAAGAGGUGAUGUGUCACCACAAAUGGCAUCCUGUCCCAAGGAAACGCUCGCUGAGCAUGACGAGGGUUACUGUGCGCAGCACCUUGAGUGAAGUCCCACCCUGCAAUGGCACAGUAACUACAGAAGGAGAAGAUUGUGAUAUGGAUGACUGCCAGGAAAAUAAGACCAACCUUUCCUAAGAAAGUAGCAGUUGCAGCAUGCUUCAGAAACCCUCCACCUCCCCAGCUCCAUCUGUAUAGAUCUGCUAUUAGGUGAUUUCAUGCGUGUCGUAUAUGGGGGUUAUUUCAUGUAUAUUAAAUGUACAGAUGAAUACCUGUAUUUCUAGAUCUAUUAUGCAAGAUGUACAAAUAUUAAUUUGACAUAUUUGCUGUGCAACUGCAUGACCUUAAAUAUGACAUUUGACAUUAGAUACAGGCUUACAGAAAGAGAAAUAAGACAGAUGGCUAAUUCACACGAAAUGCUUUGUGCAUAUACUAUGAACCAUGUGCUAAUGUCAUAUGGAAAAUUUAGUAAU